Cornus florida is the source of this 2284-nucleotide messenger RNA. RefSeq names its product oligopeptide transporter 5-like. The record is from RefSeq and is a predicted model, not a curated record. Gene Ontology annotation, molecular function: oligopeptide transmembrane transporter activity. The transcript is spliced from 7 exons. Bases 14 to 2284 code for a protein of 756 amino acids. Lineage: Eukaryota; Viridiplantae; Streptophyta; Magnoliopsida; Cornales; Cornaceae. Gene Ontology annotation, biological process: transmembrane transport.
UCAAGGAAGGGGAAUGGCAGGUCACAAUGGGGAUGCAGUUCCUCAUUCUGACCACCCGGAUAAUCUCUACUCCGAUGUUGACUUAACCGAUAAAGCAGGAGGGGAAGAAAUGAAUGAUACUCCGAUUGAGGAAGUUAGGCUGACGGUGCCAAUUACGGACGACCCAUCAAUUCCAGCUCUGACAUUCCGAACAUGGGUUCUUGGUAUCGUCUCCUGCUGCGUUCUUGCUUUCCUCAACCAGUUUUUCGGGUAUCGACAGAACCCGAUAGGUAUUACUUCAGUUUCAGCACAGAUUGUGGUUCUCCCACUAGGGGUGAUGAUGGCUAAGACACUUCCAGCCAAGUCUAUAACUGUGCCAUUUACAAAAUGGAAAUGCUCCAUGAAUCCGGGGCCAUUCAACAUGAAAGAACAUGUCUUGAUCACCAUCUUUGCCAACUGUGGAGCCAACGGUGUUUAUGCUGUUGGUAUCACUACCAUUGUCAUGGCUUUUUACCACAUGAAAAUCGAUCCUUGGGCAGCCUUGUUACUAUCCCAAACUACUCAGAUGCUUGGGUAUGGCUGGGCUGGUUUGUUUAGAAAAUACCUAGUGGACUCCCCCUAUAUGUGGUGGCCUUCCAACUUGGUCCAAGUUUCUCUAUUCAGGGCAUUACAUGAAAAAGAGAAGAGGCCCAAGGGAGGAUAUACCAGGCUACAAUUCUUUCUCAUAGUUUGUGUAGGAAGCUUUACCUAUUACCUUGUACCAGCCUACUUCUUCCCUUCCAUUGCUUCCAUCUCAGUUGUCUGUUUGAUUUGGAAGGACUCCGUCCUUGCCCAACAGCUUGGUUCGGGCCUCCAUGGCCUCGGCAUAGGUUCAGUCGGCUUUGACUGGGCCACCAUUUCUGGCUUCCUGGGAAGUCCGUUGGCCACACCGGGAUUUGCCAUCAUCAACAUUCUUGUUGGCUUCUUCAUAUUUUCCUAUAUUAUAAUCCCCGUGUGUUAUUUUAACAAUGUUUACGAAGCCAAGCGAUUUCCAUUAAUUGCCUCUAAAACUUAUGACUUUGAAGGCCAGAAAUACAAUAUUUCGCGAGUCUUGAACCCAAAAACGUUUCAACUUGAUAUAACUGGGUAUGAAAAUUACAGCAAACUCUACAUCAGUGCCUUCUUUGUUUUCACAUAUGGCUGUAGCUUUGCAACUUUGGCCGCUGCUCUCUCACAUGUCGCACUUUUCGAUGGAAAAGAUAUUUGUAAGUUCUGGAAAAAAACGACAGAGACAUUGAAGGAUGAGGGUGAUAUUCACACAAGAACAAUGAAGAAGAACUAUGCAACAGUUCCUCAAUGGUGGUUUCAUACUGUCUUGGUUUCAAUGAUCGCUCUUGCCAUAUUUACUUGUGAAGGUUUUGGGAAAGCCUUUCAACUCCCAUGGUGGGGAAUUCUACUAGCUUGUGCAAUGUCUUUCAUUUUCACAUUACCAAUUGGGAUAAUAACAGCCACAACAAACCAGCAACCGGGGCUAAAUGUGAUCACGGAAUUGGUUAUCGGGUAUAUAUAUCCGGGGAGGCCACUUGCAAAUGUAGCUUUCAAAGUGUAUGGCUAUAUAAGCAUGACACAAGCGCUUGCUUUUGUUGCGGAUUUCAAAUUAGGCCACUACAUGAAGAUCCCUCCCAGAUCUAUGUUCAUUGUUCAGUUAGCUGGAACAAUAGUUGCUUCUACCAUGUACUGGUGCACGUCAUGGUGGCUUCUCACCACCGUGGAAAACAUUUGCGAUGCUUCAAAGCUGCCAGACGGAAGUCCAUGGACAUGUCCCGGGGACGAGGUGUUCUACAAUGCUUCAAUCAUAUGGGGAGUGAUUGGUCCAGGACGGAUGUUCACCACGCGUGGUGUCUACCCAGAGUUGAACUAUUUCUUCCUACUUGGCUUGCUUGCUCCUGUCCCAGUGUGGUACUUUUCCAAGAAAUUCCCCCACAAGAAAUGGAUCAAGCAAAUCAACAUGCCCGUUCUUCUUGGCUCAACCAUUGCUAUUCCACCGGCUAGAACUGUUAACUAUAUGAUGUGGGGAGCUGUGGGUAUCUUCUUCAACAUGUACGUUUACAAAAAGCACAGGGCAUGGUGGGCUAGGCACAAUUACAUCCUAUCAGCUGGUUUGGAUGCCGGCGUUGCAUUCUUGGCCAUAUUGAUAUACUUCACCCUGCAAUCCAGGGACAUUCUUGGUCCCCAGUGGUGGGGUUUGAGUACCGAGGAUCAUUGUCCUCUCGCUACUUGUCCCACAGCUCCCGGAAUAAAGGCUAAGGGAUGUCCUGUUCUGUAA